UUUGUGAUUGGCUUGUAGCUUUAUAGGUAUCCUACACUCCACCGUACCUAAUAGUCUCCGAUAUUGCCAUUUUUAUAUAUAACGGCGGUAAACGUUGAAACCCACGCUCCCGCCCCGGCCUUAGAAAGCAAAAAAUAAAACAAAAACAAAUCGUUAACCGUUGAUGGGAACCACCGUCAGUUGAUAAGUAUUAAGUAGCAGAAGCGGCGGUUUCACGCUACGUUUUUCUGAUUUCGAUCUCCGAAAGCGAAUUUUUCUUUUUUGUAAAUAAAUAAAAUAAAAACGCUUUUUGAUAACGACACGCCUCAGCUAACAAAAGAUUAAAACAAUAUUAGUCACUUUUAUUUAUUUUUAAAAUUUAAUUCUAGAAACAAUAGUGUGAGAAUUUUUUUUCCUUUUCCGUUUGGAGAGAGAGAGAGAGAGAGAAAAGCCCGCCUCGCAACCUAAAGUGAUAGCUUUUUUCUCAUUUCUUAGCUCUGCCUUUGAUUAUUAUAUUUAUUCAUUUUUUUAUAUAUAAGGAAAUAAGGAGAGAAAUCGAAAAUUCAACCAUUCGUUUUCAUGUGAAUUUCAAUAUGCUUCUAUUCUGUGUGGAAUGAAUGCGUUUUUUUUUUCUUUUCAAGCAACGAGCUGUAAUAGAGAAUCGCAGAGAUCUGGAAGAUUUGGUAAUAUAUAAAAGUGACAGCAUCUCAUUAUUUCUGAGAUUUUCUGUGUCCGUUUGGUUGCAGAGUGAGGUCUGAUCACGAUUUCGGAUACAGAGUACAAUGCCUGCUAAAUUUUGUCUACUUUUACUGAAUUUUGAUCGAAGUCGAGAAUAAAAUUGUGCUUCGCAGAUUUUUCUUUUUGGAUCUGAUUUUCAAAAUAUCAGGGGAGUUAAUAGCAUUUCAAGAAACCGAGAGGUUUAGAAAGGAAGGGAAUUUGGAUUUUGAGACGUCUGAGGACGAGAAAAGAAGACCGACGCGAGGGAGAUCUCUGAAGAAGAAAGCUAUGACUGCUUCAACAAAGCUAACACAUGGUAUAAGGAAGCGUGGCAAACGCGUGGCUGAUUGCAAAUUUGCGGCAAUUUCUAUCGAGGAUGUAAGGGAUGCGGAGGAGGAAAAGGCAGUCCAAGCUUUUCGCGAGGCAUUACUUGCAAAAGAUCAGCUUCCCUCACGUCAUGAUGAUUACCACACUUUGUUAAGAUUUCUGAAAGCAAGGAAAUUUGACCUCGAUAAAACUGUCCAGAUGUGGGAAGAUAUGCUGAACUGGAGGAAAGAGAAUGGAGUAGAUACUAUUUUACAGGAUUUUGUGUAUGAUGAAUAUGACGCAGUUCAGCGCUGUUACCCUCAUGGUUACCAUGGUGUAGACAAACAGGGUCGCCCAGUUUAUAUUGAAAGACUUGGUAAAAUUGACCCUACCAAGCUGAUGAAGGUUACUACAGUGGACAGAUUUUUGAAAUAUCAUGUGCAGGGCUUUGAGAAGGCUUUUGUGGAGAAGUUUCCUGCUUGUUCUAUUGCUGCCAAGAGGCAUAUAGAUUCUACAACCACAAUAUUAGAUGUGCAGGGGUUGAACUGGAUGAGCUUUGGCAAGGUUGCACAUGAUCUUGUAAUGCGAAUGCAGAAAAUUGAUGGAGACAACUAUCCCGAGAGUUUACAUCAAAUGUUCAUAGUUAAUGCUGGAAAUGGAUUCAAACUACUAUGGAACACAGCAAAAAGCUUUCUUGAUCCAAGGACUACAGCAAAGAUUCAUGUUCUUGGGAACAAAUUUCAUAAUAAAUUAUUGGAGAGUAUUGAUCCAAGCCAAUUGCCGGAGUUUCUUGGUGGAACAUGCUCAUGCCUUAAUGAUGGCGGGUGUCUUAGAUCUGACAAAGGACCCUGGAAUAACUCAGAAAUAAUGAAGUUGGUGCACUCAGGAGAUGCCUUGUACUUGAGGAAAACAGAAAGUUCUUCUGAUAAUGACAAUUUGGAGGCCAAACUUUUAUCUACUAAGGUUGCAAGUAGUGAAAUAUCUUAUGCUUCCGAUGUGAGAUCACAUACAUCAGAUUUCAUGCAGUUAGUGUCACUUUCUGACAAAGGACAGAUGAGUGCUCCUAUAUCAAUGCAUGACAUUAUUGAACCAGAAAGUGCUGCAAUAACUGAAGAAGCUAAUUCAACAAAUGAUGUAACUAGCAUUGUUACUCCAAGAAAUCCAAGAAAGAAGUUCGUUAACCAAGUAAUAGAUUUUGUGGUUUACUUCUUACUCAAAUUGUUGGCAUGUAUCUUUUUCUUUGCCCCUGGACUGGGAAGAUUUUCUGAAGCACAAGAUUCAAAUCCACAAGUAGGAAAUCUGUCUAAUCACGAGGUGGCAGGUUCAGGGUCUCUAGGAAAUGGUACCUUGACAGAAGCAAAAGAGGAGUCACUCCAUCCAUGUUGGCAGAGGCUACAAAAUUUAGAAAGCUUGGUAACUGACCUUUGUAACAAACCCACAAACAUUCCUCCUGAAAAAGAAGACAUGCUUCUUGAAUCAUUAAGUCGUAUUAAAUCUAUUGAACAGGAUUUACAGAGAACAAAGAAAGCAUUGCUUGCAACUGCAUCAAAGCAAGUGGAACUUGCUGAGUCAUUGGAACAUUUAAAAGAGACCAGCUUAGCUGAAACUAAAUUGGUGACACUAGUCUGUUCUGGUUGCUUGCCUAAGUGCUGCCAGUCCAUUAUGGCAAGGGGACAUACUCAUGUUGGCGAAGAAACUACAAACCUUUGAACCCGGGAAGAUGAAUUCAGUUGUUUGAUGGAUUGUGGUGAGGUGUCCAAUUAUUCAGUUUCUGUUGUCACAUCAACAAUAUGCUAUAAUGGCAAGAUAUGCAAAUGUCUGGCGUGAUUUGAGGAGCAGCAGCAGCAGUCAAGGUGAGGUGACGGAGUUUUCAGGUGAAUAUGAAAAUAUUUCUUUCUGACAGCCACACAGUAGCAGCUGUGGCCAGUUGUGCAUAUGGAUUUGAAGUUUCUGUACAUAGUAUGAUUUUCCCCCACAAUUCUUUUUCCCUUUGUUUUCUAAGGCUGUUAUAAAAGAACAACAAUGGUUGAGCACACAUACAUUCAUAACAGAAAAGAUGUAUACAGAGAGGAGGUUAUCAUAA
Gossypium arboreum is the source of this 3085-nucleotide messenger RNA. RefSeq names its product phosphatidylinositol/phosphatidylcholine transfer protein SFH9-like. The record is from RefSeq and is a predicted model, not a curated record. The transcript is spliced from 16 exons. Bases 985 to 2712 code for a protein of 575 amino acids. Lineage: Eukaryota; Viridiplantae; Streptophyta; Magnoliopsida; Malvales; Malvaceae.